Messenger RNA from Drosophila bipectinata, 1750 nucleotides. Its product is annotated as putative inorganic phosphate cotransporter. Gene Ontology annotation, biological process: transmembrane transport; monoatomic anion transport. Gene Ontology annotation, molecular function: transmembrane transporter activity. The record is from RefSeq and is a predicted model, not a curated record. Gene Ontology annotation, cellular component: membrane. NCBI's taxonomy places the organism in Eukaryota, Metazoa, Arthropoda, Insecta, Diptera, Drosophilidae.
CGGAAAACGAUCCGCAAAUACGGCGGAUGAAAACGGUGGAACGGCCGCAGAACUAGAAAACAAAGACCGAAGAGAGUCGCGGACGCGGACGCACGAGGCAGCGAAAACGGGUCGAACGGCAAUCAAAACAAAAGACUUGAUUAAAAUCAGAUAUUAAUAGAAAGCCAAAGUGCACACAUCGAGCAAAAAGUGGCGCCUUUGAAGCAACCAAGCCCCCCAUUGUUUAGAAGCCCGAGCGGCAGUAUGGAGGCCAUCGAAGACUCAACAAAAGGAGUGCCUCGCUUGGGGCUGCGCCACGUGCAGGCGGUUCUGCUGUUCAUCGGACUUUGCGCCAACACAAUCCUGCAGCUGAACGUGGGCGUGGCAGUGGUGGCCAUGACUAACACCACCACGUCCGUCGAUGGCGAGGGCGACAUCCCCAAAUACAACUGGAGCGAGGUGGAGAAGUCCUACAUCCUGUCUAGCUUCUACUGGGGCUCUGCGCUGGCCCAGUUCCCCGCCGGCUACUUGUGCAAGCGGUUCGGCUCCAAGGCAGUCCUCUUCUGGGGCACUUUGGGCUCGUCGCUGCUCAGCGCCCUGACGCCUCACGGAGUCUACGCCGCCGGCUGGCAGGCGUUCUGCGCUAUCCGGCUGUUGCAGGGCGUGUGCCAGGUCACCUGGCCGUGCAUCCACCAGCACCUGGCCAACUGGUGUCCCGAAGCGGAGCGGACACGCCUGGGCGCCUUCGCCUACACCGGGUUCGACUGCGGCAACGUGCUGGCCAUGUACGCGGCUGGUAUGAUAGCCAGCUCGUCCCUCGGCUGGCCGGGAAUCAGCUACUCGGCGGCCGCCCUGGGUCUGGUCUGGUGCGUGCUCUGGCUGCUCCUAGGAGCCAGCAAAGUGACCGAGGCCCGGUUCAUAACCGAGGCGGAGAAGUGCUACAUCCUCGGCGAUCUGCAGCGGUUGGAGAGAAAGGAGUCGCGAUCCAAGAAGUUGCGGAUACCCUGGAAGGGAAUCUUCACGUCGGCUCCCGUGUACGCCCUACUAUGUGCCCGGUGUGCAGACACCUGGGGCCUGUCCACCAUGCAGCAGGAGCUGCCGGCGUACUUGAGCGGCGUCCUCCGGCUGGACAUGAAGAGCAAUGCGCUCUUCUCCUCCCUGCCCUUCCUCCUGAUGUGGGGCAUGUGCUACGUUUACUUGGUCAUUGCGGAUGUGCUGCUGCAGAAGAAGUGGCUCGGGCUGACGGCUCUGAGGAAGACCUACACGACCAUAGCGCUGUGGGCGCCGGCUUCCAUAAUGCUGGCCCUCGGCUUCGUGGGCGAGGGACACCAGAACGUGGUCCUGCUGCUGAUAACGCUUAGCGUGGGCGUGAGCAGCGCCGCCACCAUCGGCACCGAGCUGAACACCAUGGACUUGUCGCCGAACUACGCCGGGAUCCUGGCGGGGAUCAUCACCAGCUUCACCAACGUGGUGGCUCUGCUGACGCCCCUGGUGGUCGGCGUGCUGGUGACCGAUGCCGGGGAGCGGGGCCAGUGGCAGGUGGUCUUCUGCCUGGUGGCCGGGGUGCUCUUUGCCGGCAACGUGAUCUUCAUGGUUUGGGGCACAGCUGUGACCCAGCCGUGGAACGAGGCGCCGGAGCUGCAGGGCGAACUAGAGCCGGAGGAGAAGCCGUUUCAGCUGCUCGCCCAGGAGGCGGCCGACAACGGAGUAGACUUAAGGAUAAAUUGUAAAAACCCCUGAGACUUACAAUUAAAACUCAUUUCAAAAGACC